This is a messenger RNA of Glossina fuscipes, 2257 nucleotides long. RefSeq names its product CWF19-like protein 1 homolog. Lineage: Eukaryota; Metazoa; Arthropoda; Insecta; Diptera; Glossinidae. Gene Ontology annotation, biological process: mRNA splicing, via spliceosome. The record is from RefSeq and is a predicted model, not a curated record. Bases 86 to 1666 code for a protein of 526 amino acids. Gene Ontology annotation, molecular function: RNA lariat debranching enzyme activator activity. Gene Ontology annotation, cellular component: post-mRNA release spliceosomal complex. The transcript is spliced from 8 exons.
GUGCAUGCGAUACGAUAUUGCGGGUUUGUUGAUUUUCGUCAGCUGAUUUGGCUUUUGUUAUUUACUGAAGUGCGUUCAUUCUUAAAUGGAUAACAAAAUAAAAAUUCUAGUGGUUGGCGACGUUUGCGGUCGCUUUAAACAGCUAUUUCAACGUCUGGAAAGUAUUAACAAGAAAUCUGGUCCUUUCGAGAUUCUUUUAUGCGUGGGUAAUUUCUUCAGCGAUAGCGAUAAGCAAAAUGAAGAAUUAAUCGCGUAUAAGAACGCUUGUAAAACUAUUUCUGUGCCUACGUACAUAUUGGGCCCUACGUCAGAGAUUUUAAAUAAGAAUUACCAAGUUAACGAGUGUGGAGAAAUUUGCACUAAUUUAUCAUAUUUGGGUAAACGAGGCCUAUACAGCUUAAGUUCAGGAGUCAAAAUUGCAUACGUAAGCGGCAGAGAAAAACCUCCAGAAGACCAGCAAUGUGAGGCAGCGUAUUAUUUCACAAAAGACGACAUAAUAGCCGUGCGUAAUUUAUGUUUCGUUAAUAAAUCAUCAGCCAGUGAUUAUAGAGGUAUAGAUAUACUUUUAACGUCUCAAGGUCCUUAUGGUUUAGAUGAACAAGAGUUAAACUCCUCUAAAUUAGUAUCAUUCUUAUGUAAAGAAAUUAAGCCCAGAUAUCACUUUCAUGGGCUCAGCAAGAAGUACAAAGAACCGGCUCCAUUUAGAUUACCUGCUGAUCAAACCACUCAAUUAGAACUUUGCACGCGCGUUAUUUCGUUGGCAGCAGUUGGGAAUGAAAACAAAGAAAAAUACAUUUACGCUCUAAGUUUAACGCCAGUCCACAGAAUACGUGUCUUGGAUUUAAUACAGAAAACUACCAAUGAAUUGAAAUGUCCAUUUGCAGAUAUAAACUAUAAAGAUGUGAAUAUUACGAAAGAGGAGAAGUCGGACAAACAGCAAUAUUUUUAUGAUAUGGAAACAAGCAAUAACCAGGGAAAUCACAGAAAGUUGGGAAAAAAUCCUUUAAAAAAACCUCGAAUUAUGAAAGUGGAUCAAGAAAUCUGUUGGUUUUGCUUGUCUUGUCCGGACGUCGAAAAGCAUUUAAUUAUUACCAUUGGCGAGCAUUUCUACUUAGCAUUAGCUAAAGGACCUGUUAACGAUUAUCACAUUCUCAUUUUAUCCAUUACACAUAUACCGGCUGCCUCACAAAUUACGAAUGACGAGGAAUGGGAGGAAUUAUUAAAUUUUAAAGAUGCGUUGAGGAAAUUCUUCAAAGAUCAACAGCAAGUCGUUUGCUUUACAGAACGUAAUUAUAAAUCAUCGCACUUACAAAUCAAUUGUUUUGGCAUUGAUGCCGGAUACAGCUGGAAGAUAUCUCAUGCAUUCGAGGAUAAAGCUGAAGAGUUUGAACUGAAAUUCGAAAAUCUAAAAGAUUUAAAUUCCCCACAAAUGUUACCUAGUCAAGGGCCAUAUUUUGUGGCGGAAUUAUCUGAUGAUACUAUAUUGAUAACGAGGCAAAUGAAACACUUUCCUUUACAUUUCGCCAGAGAUGUUUUCUGUUCGCCAAAUUUAUUAAAUUGUGAAGAAAAGACGGAUUGGCGCGAUUGUAAAUUGGAAAAAGCUAGAGAAGUUGAACUCGUACAAAAUUUCCGAGAAAAGUUUUCUAAAUACGAUUUUACUAAUUAAGUGGCAAUGAAGUUUUAACAAAUAUAAAUCUUUUAUGGAGCAACUUUUAAGAGAAUGCGCAUAAAUUAUAGAUAAGAGCGGAAUCGUAUUGAGCAUGUUCGAGAAUUUCUUUGAAAGAACCUUAUUGCAACUUAAUGAUCUUAGCCUAAAAUUCCUUUUUUAUCUUCAAACUUGGAAGUUACUUAGUUCCACGCACAGCAGGAAUUCAGAUGGUUUUCAAGCAAAUUCUAAAGACAUUUCAAAUCGCUUCAAUAACUUUAGCUUGUUUUAUAUCUAAUAUAGCGGGGAAUAUACAUUUUGUCAUAGCAUUUUAUAAAUAACAUUUUGUAAAAACAAAUUAUAAUUUUAUACACAAAGAUUUCAAAUUUACAAUCUUUCGACUCUUACUAACGAUCUAUUGCAGUCUUGUCUUUUAAUUAAUAUGCCCCAUUUUCAGCGAAAACUUCAAGCGUCAACUUGCGGGUAAGUACUUUUAAUGUUCGUGAAUUUGGCUAUCUAAAAAAUGUUUAGCACACACUCAUUAAAACUUUUGAUAUUUGAAAUUUUGAACAAUUUUCAAUAACGUUUCAACUCUGAGCUAGAUUCUUAUGU